ACGUCCAAAGAUCGUAGUUCCGUGUGUGUUGAUGAGUUGCAUCCUCCCUUACGCUAGUGGUCAACAUGUCCUCGAAGAGAACUACAGGCCAUGAGAAAGAUACGUGCGCUGGGCGCUCCUGCCGCCAACCAGGUACCUUAGCUAAUACAUUUAGGUCAUCACAUUCUAGGUUACGCAGUCAGCACGCGGGCGCGCAACCUCGUGAGGACCGGGAUGGGGGGACCACCAUCUGUGGCCCCAUCUUUGUACAAAAGGCUCCGACAACAAUCGGAGCCUGUCCGUGACCAAGCCCAAGCGGUGGUCAGCGAGAGCGAGCGGGGAGGCGGCCACCCUCCCGCGGCCGCCACGCGCGCGCCCGCCAAAGCCACGUACCGCAAUCCCGGCUUUCCUCACUGCCGAUUUCACAACACUGCCGUGGCGGGCGGUGAAGCAGCUCGCACUCAUGAUGCAGCUGGGCACGCGCAUGGACACAAACUGCGCCAUUCUGCCGGAGGACCUCCGCUACGAGCCCGGCCGCCUGCUGGUCUAUAUUCGCAAGGACAAGGUGCGUAGCAUGGAGAAGCGCACUGUGGCCAUCGGUUGCAACUGUGCGCAGGAGGGUAGCAACGUCGACCGGCAGUGGUGCCUCCUCCACAACGACGCGCUGCGACCGGUGCCCCUGCCCAUUCUGCUGAGCGAGUGGGGCGACGGGCAUGGCAACGCAAAGCAGAAGAAGUUCCUUCAGCUCAUGGGCUGGACGCAGCAGAGCUUCCGCCGCUACCAAGCGCUUGCAGCCCGGCACUACAUUGAAAGGCGAAUGCUGACCUUCGACCUGACCGGCUGGAUGCGGGGCCGGGGCUGGGGCAAGCUCAGCACCUUCCUGCGGUACUCCGGUGACUUCAGCACCUGGAAACAUUACUUUGCGGACCGCGCGAAGUGCAUGCCGGUGUUCGGCGCCAUCCGGCCGCAUGCCGUUGCAUUGGCGAAGCAGCUGGCCGCCGACCUGCGGUUUUCCGGCGACGUCGUCUUCAAGGAUGCAGCAGGCGGGAGCGAUCAGGAGUACAGCGGGUCGGAAGGUGAGCCGGGGAAGCCGGCGAAGCAGGCACAGGAGGGGCGAAAGCGCAGCAGUGUGUUGUGCGAGGAAGCGCUGGACCCAGUGGAAGACGAGCCGUUCUUCAGCAAGCGCGGGAAGUCAGCGGUGCCGAAGCCGCACUACCUUAGAGUGCCGCAUGGAUUGCCGCCAGGAGUUGCGCCAGCCCUCCAGUUGGCAAGCGCGCCAGCACCCUCCACGUCCCGGCCCAUGAAGACCAAGGCCGCGACGCACAGCAGCAGCUCCACCGCUGGAGCCAAACCCGUGGUCAACAUGUCCUCGAACAGAACUACAGGCCAUGAGAAAGAUGAAGUGAAGCUGAGUGCCGGGCGGUCCUCCUCCUCGUCCGCAGUCGUUAUGAGUGUGACGCAGUUUGUUCUUUUGUGUAGAGCUAGAGCCAGACAUUACACUUAGAAAACACGAAACAAGAACAUGCAGCAGGCACAGUCGUUGACGCGGCCCUCAACACUGCCGGCAAUUGUGAUUGUAUCAACUGUGAUUUUCAAGCCACCUAGUAAGUAGCGGGAGCACGUAACUGCCCCAGUGGGACCGGGAAGAUAGCGCGCGUCUAGCAGACUGGCCUUGGGCCUGCUGUCGACGGCUAGACGAAGCGGCGGAUCCCCGCUGGGUGGCAGUGAUGUUGAUGUGAGGUUUGCUGCGAGAUGAGAUCAGAGAAGGCUCGUAGUUAGAAAUAGCUUCGGUCUGGGCGAGUGAAACGUUAUCCAGAAUGUGCCCCUAAGACCCUAGCGAGAAUUUUCUUACCGUGACUCCCCUCGGGAUUGAGAACGUUAGCCCAGGGUAGAGUCUCGCGCUGCACUAAGUAUAGUAGUGCCGUGGCCCUCCUUAUAUGAAUAUAGUGCCCGCUCGUGUAGUUAGUAUUCCGCGUAUCGCCCUCCCAUAAUUUAGGUUUUGUAUGAAAGUAGCGACACCUGUGCGGAUCAGGUGCAGUAGAGAUGCUCGGCACGUAGCGCGACCGGGGGAGGUAGUUUGGUUAGUUUACUAGUAAGGUGAAAGGUGCAAUAAUUAAUCGACUCUCAGUUUUUUAAGAUGUAAAAAACCUCACAGCUCGCAGUUCUGAAAAACAGAAAAGUAAAAGAAAAGAAGCCGUGGAAAAAGUUCCUUAUGAACUUGGGCAAAAAAACGUAGCUUAAGCAGCAGGAGUUUGUAUGCGCUGCACCCAGCCCCGCCGAGUUACAUAAUCGCCCCAGAGGGUUAAGGAAAAGGCUAGCUUCGUCCACUAGUUGUAGGAAACUGAUACAAAUAGGUAGCUUAGUGGGCAUGUGCUCCUGCCCGGAUUGGCGUCCACACUGGCAUUUGGUAGUCGCGUGCCCGUGGUGCAUAGCGUUGCGUCGUUCCCUGCCCCGGUCUAGUGAGCCACAUGCGAAGAGGCCACCGCCAACCACCACCCCCCGAAGUGAAGUGAAAACAAUUUGAAUUUGAAUUUGAACAUCAUGUGUAUCUUUACCCCCGCCGACUUCUACCGGUCGGCCGCCUACGGCUGACCCAGUCAAAUUCAGUAUCAGUUGACCCACAGUUCAGGCACCCUGUAGAGCGCAGAAGUAGUGCUGUUUUUCCCACAUCUCUGUCUCGGUUUUUCGCACUUUUGAUCGCCUUCUGCGCGAUUGAUCUUACGACGGUAUGAGGUGACCCCGAAUUGCGCACAGCUCUCUACGAUUUAACUGUCUGCCCGUCUCUGAUAUAGAAUAAUCAACGCCGUACCGUCCUAAAUGCACAGCCACAAGUUUUGUCUGUCUUAGUUUUAUUUCGCAGUCUUCAAUCGUGUAGUAGUUCAAAAAUGUCGACUGCGUCAGCCUCGUCUACAACUAGCGAACAGCUCCAGAAGGAGCGACACCGCCGGGAGUUAGUUAAUGUCUUUCGGAACUGCUCGUGGUUUGACGAGCGGUACAUCCUGGCUUACCAGGCGACCGCGCUUCCUCUGACUAAGAGGCAGAAGACGUCCCUGCACCAGCUCCAGCAGCUGGAGCUGGAUAGAACAAGAGCGCAAAGAAUAGGUAACGCCCUAACUACAAUUUUAUUACUGGGCCUGUGGUUUCCUGCAGAGCAGUGCGGCAGAUGCCUCUGCGCGGUCCCUGGCUGGUCGGGGGCCGUUCACGGCGUCAACACAGCCCGACCGCCCUGUAGCCGGGGCUCGUGAUACGGCACUUACCGUUAGCGCGCGCCCGACGCCCAGCUGCACAACUCCCCCCGGGCUCAGUUGCGCCGCGUUUUUAGGUGGUCGACGCACUCGGCGAUAGGGUAAGUCAUGCGGCGACCGGGGAAUAUACCAAAUCACCUCGUGCGCACGCACGUCACACCCAAAAACAGCUUCCCGCGAGGAAAUUUCGAAACUUUAGGGUGCUGCCACGCGCAGCGCAAAUCGCGGGAAAGCAGCUUUGCGCGACCCGCAAGUGCGGGGUCUGUGUUCGCGCGAUGAGCGCCGUUGUGCCUGAUCUCAGCGCGAGGUCAUCGACCACGUGCACACUGAUUCGUAAGUCAGCUCGUACGAACAUCUAUUUCUUCUCCUUAUCGAUCUGUAGCAAAAAUUAACAUCAUGUGUAUCUUUACCCCCGCGGACUUCUACCGGUCAGCCGCCUACGGCAGCAUUGGCUUCGCCCUUUUCGCCGGCGCGCAAUCCCAAGCUGUUGGGUAUAGUGAGGCGGUUAUGAAGUGCAAAAGUAUCGUACUCGUAUGAAUGCAUUACAAAUUUCCUCAGCAUGAGAAAUCAAAUUUGUAAUGCAGAUUUGCCUUGGGAACAAGAUUUGUAAUGCAAGAGUUGCAUUUAUACGAGUGCGAUACUCUUACUGAGGAUAGCGGUGACCGGGAACACAAAUUGCGCCUAUCAACUGCAAAAAUGUCUGAUUCUGGAAAGUUGUGAUGCUAAUGUCCGAAUGAUACCCAACUACCUCUAUUAGGGAGCCGCGCAUGACAAGUUUCUGAGCGGCUAUGUCUAGCGUGAACCGCAUGACAAAUGGCCUUUUGGCAUGACAAACAGGUGGCACUGUAGCGCACCAAGCAUGACAGACCUUUCUGUCUUGUCGGCCAAGCAUGACAGACUUGCAUUCUUCCAGACCCAGACAUAUUUGCAAUACAUAGCGCCACUGCGCACACGAUUCUGUCCGGCAUGGCGGUGCCGGCGUUGAUUCUGGGCUACAUGUGCUACCACGUGUCCGUUUCGCUCGAUGCGGUACUAAAAAUGUCCUACGGGGACAUGAUCACGAGUCAGUCGGCCUACUUUACGAAAAUGAACGCGAAGGCGGCGAUCGUGAAGUCUUAUCCACGGAUCAUCAAGAUUCUGUUCGUCACGAUGACCCUGAUGACCUUUUUGUUCGUGGUCAUCGGCUUUCAGAACUGCGGCAACGCCGGCGAGUGCUACAACUCCGCGACUGGGGAAGGGUCGGAAACUGCGCCGAUGCCGACGUGGCUGGUGGCGCUGGACGGGUGUGCCAUUCCAGGAUCGUAUCCUGAGUAAAAACGUACCCACACCAGAGUUGUAAUGCAAAUCUGCAUGCUGAAAAUGUUUCUCAUGCGGAGCCCCAUGAGAAGCAUUUUCUAGUCGUGUUUUGCAAUUUGUCAUGCUCCAAUCAGAGUGGUAUGCUAGAUCUGUGAUGCUGCUGAGCUAGCUCAAACAGCACUACACUACGAAUCCAAAUUUGUCAUGCAAAACAGCCAAAACUUGUGGAUUUGUCUAGCCGAUUCCCCAUCUUGACCACGUUGUGGGUACGUUUUUACUCAGGAUAGAUCGGGCAACAUGUUUUACAUGGACAUGUUUAUCGCCGCGUCUUUAUCCUGAGUAAAAACGUACCCACACCAGAGUCAGGAUGGGGAUUUUGCAACACAAACCUAGGAGUUUUGUGAGUCACGCAUGACAAGUUGCACUCUGUAGUGUGGUGCAGGUUAGCAAGUGCAGCCGCGUCACAGAUUCAUCUGCUCAUCCUGUUCACAGCAUCACAAAUUCCAAAACACGGCUGGAAAUGGCUCUCAUGCGGAUGCGCAUUACAAGUCUUCCUGUCUUCGCAAAUCUGCAUUACAACUCUGGCGUGGGUACGUUUUUACUCAGGAUAGUCUUUCUGCUUCUGGCUGAUGAUGAGCGGACGGCGAUCGAGGCAAGAGCAAGU
Messenger RNA from Amoebophrya sp. A120, 5184 nucleotides. The record is from the annotation of a GenBank genome assembly. NCBI's taxonomy places the organism in Eukaryota, Dinophyceae, Syndiniales, Amoebophryaceae.